Molecule: messenger RNA, 256 nt
Organism: Jaminaea rosea
Lineage: Eukaryota; Fungi; Basidiomycota; Exobasidiomycetes; Microstromatales
Exons: 1
Coding region: 54-212 (52 amino acids)
Source: RefSeq, a predicted model, not a curated record
CGUACCUUCUUCCCAAUACUCGACUGCCCCGCUUGAUUUUGCAUCUACGACGUAUGAGAGGGUGGUUAGACUGGCUGCUGGUACUCUAUGGAAAAAGGCAUGGAGCGAGUGCAGGGUGCGAUAGAGGAGCAAUUGAUAUUGCGACGGAUCAGAGGACAACAAAGCGGGGCUGGAGGAGUAGGGUAGUACAAUUGGGACACGGGACGCCAUGAAAUGCAUAAGGCACGGAGAAAUCAAUUGAGAGCGCCAGAAGGAC